Suncus etruscus (white-toothed pygmy shrew) is the source of this 2639-nucleotide messenger RNA. It is a transcript of the gene HOOK2, whose product is annotated as hook microtubule tethering protein 2. Gene Ontology annotation, molecular function: microtubule binding; dynein light intermediate chain binding. Lineage: Eukaryota; Metazoa; Chordata; Mammalia; Eulipotyphla; Soricidae. The record is from RefSeq and is a predicted model, not a curated record. Gene Ontology annotation, biological process: cytoskeleton-dependent intracellular transport; cytoplasmic microtubule organization. The coding region runs from base 111 to 2354 and encodes 747 amino acids. Gene Ontology annotation, cellular component: centrosome; cytoplasm. The transcript has 21 exons.
CCGCGCGGGAGGUCGCGGCUGCGGGCGCUCGCUGGUGGCGGCGGAUCCCGAAGCGGCUGCAGCGGCGCCGGGGCUCCCGCGGCCCGGGGCGACUCCGAUCGCGGGGAGCCAUGAGCGUGGACAAGGCCGAGCUGUGCGGGUCCCUGCUCACCUGGUUGCAAACGUUCCACGUCCCGCCCCCCUGUGCCAGCCCCCAAGACCUGAGCAAUGGCCUGGCUGUAGCCCAGGUGCUGAACCAGAUAGACCCAUCCUGGUUCCAUGACGCUUGGCUGCGGGACAUCUCAGAUGACCCAAGUCCCAACAGGAGGCAGAAGGUCAGCAAACUCACAGCCAUCCUGACGAGUCUCACGGAGUACACCCGGGAUGUCCUGGGCCACCCUAUUUCUCAGCAGCAAUGGCCGGAUGUAAAUCUCAUUGGUGAAUUCUCAGACCCCGUGGAGCUGGGCAAGCUGCUCCAGCUAGUGCUGGGCUGUGCCAUCAGUUGUGAGAAAAAGCAGGAACACAUUCAGAGGAUCAUGACGCUGGAGGAAUCGGUCCAGCAGGUGGUGAUGGAGGCCAUCCAGGAGUUCCUGAGUAAAGACACCCCGGAUGGCCUGUCGGCAGAGACAUAUGGCAACUUUGAUAGCCAGUCCCGCAGGUACUACUUCCUGAGCGAGGAUGCUGACGAUGGGGACCAGCUUCGCCAGCGCUGUCUGGACCUGGAGCGCCAGCUGGAGCUCCUGACGGAGGAGAAGCAGGGCCUGGCACAGGAGAAUGCGGCGCUGCGGGAGCGCGGGGCCCGGCCUACGGGCGAGGGGCCCCCGGAGCUCACAGCCAAGAAGCUGCUGCUGCUGCAGACACAGCUGGAGCAGCUGCAGGAGGAGAACUUCCGGCUGGAAAGCAGCCGCGAGGACGACCAGGCGCGAUGCGCCGCGCUGCAGCGGGAAGUGGCUGAGCUGCAGCAGCGCAACCAGGCCCUCACCAGCCUGGCCCACGAAGCGCAGGCGCUGCAGGACGAGAUGGACGAGCUCCGGCAGUCCUCAGAGAGGGCCGGGCAGCUGGAAGCCACCCUGAGCAGCUGUCGGCGCCAGCUGGGCGAGCUGCGGGAGCUGCGGCGGCAGGUGCGGCAGCUGGAGGAGCGGAACGUGGACCACGCGGAGCGCACGCGGCAGCUGGAGGAAGAGCUGCGGAGGGCCAGCGCCUUGCGCGCCCAGCUGGAGGCUCAGCGGAGGCAGGUCCAGGAGCUGCAGAGUCAGAGACAGGAGGAGGCUUUGAAGGCCGAGAAAUGGCUCUUUGAGUGCCAGAACCUAGAGGAAAAGUAUGAGUCGGUGACCAAGGAGAAGGAGCGGCUGAUGGCCGAGCGGGACUCCUUGCGGGAGGCCAAUGAGGAACUCCGCUGUGCACAGCUGCAGAACCGGGGACUGGCGCAGGCAGGGCCUUCAUUGGAUUCCACCGCACCCGCUGCAGAAAACUUGGCGGCGGAGAUUCUGCCUGCAGAGCUAAGGGAGACGCUCCAGCGGCUCGAGCUGGAGAACAAGCGGCUGUGCCAGCAGGAGGCGGCGGACCGGGAGCGGCUGGAGGAGCUGCAGCGACACCUGGAGGAAGCCAACCGCGACCGGCACCGGCUGGAGACGCAGCACCGACUGAACCAGCAGCAGCUGUCGGAGCUGCGUUCGCAGGUGGAGGAGCUGCAGAAAGCCCCGCAGGAGCAGGGGGGCAAGCCCGAGGACGUGAGUGCUGCUUCCUCCCCACCUGGCCCCCCCUCGCGCCCCCCAGUAACCCUCCUCUCUCUCCCCACCGCUGCCCGGUGCCCUGGGAAGUCCACUCCUACCGUACUGAAGAGGAAGCUAGAUGAGCACCUGGAGCAGCUGCAGCGGGAGGAUGUGGAGCUGCAGCAGAAACGCGAGUACCUCGAGGAGCUGGAGCCACCGUCGGAUAGCACCCGGCGCAUCGAGGAGCUGCAGCAAAGUCUUCAGAAGAAGGACGCGGACCUGCGCGCCAUGGAGGAGCGCUACCGGCGCUACGUGGACAAGGCGCGCACAGUCAUGCAGACGCUGGAACCCAAACAGGCCCUCCCUGCUGGGCCAUCCCCAGAACUUCACAGCCUGAGGACGCAGCUGCGGGAGCGGACAGCGCGUAUCCGGAAUCUAGAGAUGGACUUUGAAAAGAGCCGCAGCCAGCGGGAGCAGGAGGAAAAGUCGCUCAUCAAUGCCUGGUAUAACAUGGGCGUGGCGCUGCAGCAGCGAGCGGGUGAGGAGCGGGCCCCCUCGCAUGCCCAGUCUUUCCUGGCCCAGCAGCGGCUGGUCAUCAAUGCCCGUCGAGGACUCCUGGGGCGCCAGGCGGCCCUCAGCGCACGCCCCCUGGACAAACUCUGAGGGAUCUUGGGAGCCUGCCAUCACCCUCCCAGCCAGUCAGGUCCGAUCCACCCAGAAGCCGCCCCCCUACCCCAAUUCUUGUGGGGCAGAGAGGGGCACCUGCCUCCCCAACUGCGCCAGCAUCCUGAAAGUUGGGACCAAGGGGACUAGGGUGGCUGGAGGUAGGUAUGGACAGCCAGAGCCCGCAACAAUGUGAUUCUGACCCCCUGAUUUUGUAUUGAAGAAGAAAAUUAAGGACUUUAAUCUGGGCACUGUGAUUAGAGCCUCAAACAUUGCUUUGAAAGA